Aspergillus uvarum CBS 121591 is the source of this 1622-nucleotide messenger RNA. Its product is annotated as alpha-amylase. The record is from RefSeq and is a predicted model, not a curated record. Gene Ontology annotation, biological process: carbohydrate catabolic process. Bases 1 to 1479 code for a protein of 492 amino acids. The transcript is spliced from 9 exons. Gene Ontology annotation, molecular function: alpha-amylase activity; calcium ion binding. NCBI's taxonomy places the organism in Eukaryota, Fungi, Ascomycota, Eurotiomycetes, Eurotiales, Aspergillaceae.
AUGAACAUUCUUCUAUUACUGCUCACGGUCGCGGCGACCGCAUUCGCUGCAACUCCGGCCGAUUGGCGCUCCCGAUCCAUCUACUUCUUGCUUACCGAUCGAUUUGCUCGUACGGACAAUUCCACCACUGCUACUUGUGAUACAAGCAUCGGGAGAUACUGCGGUGGAACAUGGCGCGGCAUCAUCAACCAGCUCGACUAUAUCCAGGGCAUGGGAUUCUCAGCCAUAUGGAUUACUCCAGUAACAGCGCAGCUUCCUCAGAACACCCCUUACGGCCAGGCAUACCACGGAUACUGGCAACAAGACGUAUACUCCCUCAAUUCUCAUUAUGGAACUGCAGAUGAUCUCAAGGCUCUGGCCUCGGCUCUUCACGCGCGUGGCAUGUACCUCAUGGUUGAUGUCGUUGCCAACCACAUGGGCUACGAUGGAGCAGGUGACUCCGUUGACUACAGUGUAUUCAAGCCCUUCAACAAGAAAGAAUACUUCCAUCCCUACUGUGCUAUCACCAAUUAUGACAACCAAACCAAUGUCCAGAACUGCUGGCUGGGCGAUAACAAAGUCUCGCUCCCUGAUCUAGACACAAGCCGCAGUGACGUACAGACGAUAUGGUAUGACUGGGUCAAGUCGCUUGUCUCCAACUACUCCAUCGAUGGUCUUCGCAUCGACACAGUCAGACACGUCCAGAAAGACUUCUGGCCGGGCUACAACAAAGCCGCCGGCGUAUAUUGCAUUGGGGAGGUUCUCGACGGCGAUGCCUCAUACACCUGUCCAUAUCAGAAUUAUCUCGACGGAGUCCUGAAUUAUCCCAUGUAUUAUCCUCUACUUAGAGCAUUCAAGUCAACAGGGGGUAGCAUCAGCGACCUAUACAACAUGAUCAAUACCGUCAAAGACAGCUGUCCAGACUCCACACUGCUAGGAACAUUCAUUGAAAACCACGAUAACCCACGCUUCGCCUCCUACACAAAUGACACGUCCCUGGCCAAAAAUGUGGCUACAUUCACUAUCCUCGCAGACGGGAUCCCCAUCAUCUACGCCGGCCAGGAACAGCAUUACAGCGGGGGCAACGACCCUCUCAACCGCGAAGCGACCUGGCUGUCAGGCUACUCCACCACCAGCCCCCUCUACACCUCGAUUGCGACGGCCAACAAGGUCCGCAGCCAUGCGAUCAGCCAAGAUGCGAAGUACUUGACUUAUAAGAACUACCCGAUCUACAGCGACACCACCACGCUGGCCAUGCGAAAAGGAUUUGAUGGCACGCAAAUCAUCACUGUGCUCUCUAACUUGGGCAGCGGCGGCAAGACGUACACCCUCUCAUUGACGGGGACGGGGUUCCAAGCCGGUACCCAGGUCACGGAGAUGUUCACCUGCACCACCCUGACCGUCAAUGCGGAUGGUUCGGUCCCCGUGCCGAUGACAAGCGGGUUACCGAGAGUUCUGUUCCCAACCGGAAAAUUGAGCGGGAGCUCAAUAUGUAACUAGUUCUUGGGGAGUUGUCUCUUCGCAUCUAUAGAAUUUCCUUGUAUUUUUUCUACCAGGAGGAUGAGGAGUUGAAAGGGGAGCAAUCUGUUCCGGGUCAAUGUGUCCAGGCUCCCAGUCUCUGGAGAAUCACAAAAAAACGGAGG